Labrus mixtus (cuckoo wrasse) is the source of this 1261-nucleotide messenger RNA. RefSeq names its product natterin-4-like. Bases 66 to 1115 code for a protein of 349 amino acids. The record is from RefSeq and is a predicted model, not a curated record. The transcript has a single exon. Lineage: Eukaryota; Metazoa; Chordata; Actinopteri; Labriformes; Labridae.
CCUGUCUCCUUCAUUAAUCAGAUCCACAUGACAGUCCUAACGUCACAUUGAACUCAUCACUGAAAAUGGAUCCUCGUCUUUGGACUGUGUCUGAGUUCUUACAGCAGAGGGAGGUCAGACAGCAGAACAAGGUUCAAUCCCCCAUCGUCAUGCCAGAUGGAGACUCUUUCCUGGAAUGGGUGACCUGGAACAACUCUCUCCCUAACAAUUCAGUUUCCAUUUACAAUUAUUAUGUCGGUCGCACUGAUUAUGUCUGCAAAUACAAGUGUCACGCUGGUUUUUAUUCCCCUAGUAAGGGUACUUACUGCCACUAUGCCAACGCAAAGAAAGAAUAUACUGGUUUCCCGUUUGAGGUCCUGGUGAACAAAGACAACUUUGAGAUCCUGGAGUGGAAGGAUGAUUCACGUGGUUCAGUGCCCAAGAAUUCAGUGAGAAUAUGCCCUGGAGAGAACAUAUAUGUAGGGAAGAACAAAUAUGGACUUGGUAAGGUUAUUCAAAAUAAGGCCUUCUACUUGCCUUGGAAGGGUUCUGAAUAUUCAUACAAUGACUACCAGGUCCUGACCAUCAGUGAGAAUAUAGUCAGACAGCAGAUUGACAAUGUCAGAUACACCACUCGUGGAUCAGAAAUGAUAAAAUAUCCCACAGAGAUCAUGCGUGUGUCCACCAUCAAGAACUUUGAAUGCCACCCAGUGCUGAGAACAGACACCCUCUCAAAGACGUAUGAUGUGACUCAAAGGUGGGACUUUGGUUUAUCUAUCAUAGCUGGCGUUAGAACAUUCAUCACAGUCGGCGUCCCCUUCAUUGCUGACGGAAAGAUUGAGAUCAGCUUUGAAACAACGUUCCAGUACUCCAUGGAAAACACUGUGACAGAAAGUAUCACUGAUACUGUUUCUGUGCAGCUCACAGCCCCUCCUAACACAUCCUGCUCCAUUAAUAUGAUGCGGUAUAAGUACAAGCUUACCAUCCCGUUCACUGCACGCCUCAGACGCACCUAUGGUAACAGGGAGAUCCACACCACGUCCAUCACUGGGACGUAUAGUGGUGUUCAGGUUGGAAAAGUUGAGGUGUUGCUUGAUAGAUGUAAACCUCUAGGGCACUCUCAGCCAUGUGCAUGAAAUGUAAAGUCCAACAUUAUGAUUGAAAUGAUUUAUCUGCAUGUUUGAUUAACUUCCACUUUUUAACAAUGAUGACACUCUGGCCCAGAGGCAAAUAAAAGCAGUCUAAUAGAUCUAUGCCUGUACCUUGAUAAACUGUUUGAACU